UUUCUUUUUUUCAAUGUGUGUAGUAUAGAUGACAUUAGCGGUAAGUGUGUUUGUAUUUGCAGGUAUAUAUUUAUAUAUAUUGUUUUACUGGUACACAUGCUUACAAAAGUAAAGUAAACUCCAAUGUCGCGCUCAGACGAACUUCGUUGGAGAAACACAAGUGUGCACGACCAAGAUGCCAUCUGUAUCAAUUUGAAAGUGAUCAGCUGAUUUCAUUUAAAAAGCGCAAAGGAACUAGAUGAUACUAGCAUAACUGUGAUUACUAUUUUAGAUGUUAUGGUGUUCAAUUCAACACGUGCUUUGUCUUUGCUUAAACCCAAAACAAUGACCAGAAGAAAAUAAUCAAAGUAAUAGAAGAAUAAACCAAUCACUAAUCGUUGGAUUUAAAUAUCUUGAAUCAUAAAUUUGUUGGUUAACUACAGUUUAUUGAUUUAUUUUGUAACUUCAUUAAUAAAAUGACUGAUAUAAUAAUGACGGCUUCAUCAGAACAAAAUGACGUAGAGCCGCCAGCGAAGAAGCCUCGUAUCGAGGAAAAUAACUUGGUUAUACAAGAACUAUUUGAAUGUCUUCAUCAAACUGGUCCAUUAGUUAUUGGGCCGGUAGCUAAAAGCCAUACUCUUCCCGGAAUAAUCGGCGCCAGUUUACCAAAAGUAUCAUCGGAAAAUCAGGAUGCAAUUAAAAGAGCAAAAAAGUAUGCAAUGAAAGAAAGCGUCAAAAUGGUUUUAAUGAAGCAAACUUUGGCCCAUCAGCAGAAUCAAAUGGCAAGUCAACGGAACCAAGUCCAGAGACAGCAGGCUCUGGCUCUUAUGUGUCGAAUUUACGUAGGAAGUAUUAGUUUUGAAUUGAAAGAAGACUCAGUUCGUGAAGCAUUUAUGCCUUUUGGACCUAUUAAGUCAGUCAAUAUGUCCUGGGAUCUAAUGACUCAAAAACACAAGGGGUUCGCUUUUGUAGAGUAUGAUAUACCUGAAGCUGCACAACUGGCGCUUGAGCAAAUGAACGGUGUAAUGAUCGGCGGCCGUAACAUCAAGGUCGUAGGAAGACCGUCCAAUAUGCCGCAAGCUCAAUCAAUCAUUGAUAAUAUAAUUGAAGAAAGUAAACACUAUAACAGGAUUUAUAUUUCAUCUAUUCAUCGAGAUAUUGAAGAAAAUGAUAUUAAAUCUGUAUUUGAAGCUUUUGGUCCUAUCAAACAUUGCCAAUUAUUUCGAGGAAAUUCAGCUAAUCGUGACAGAAAUUAUGCGUACAUCGAGUAUCAAACGAUGCAAUCAGCAGUUGAAGCGAUAUCUUCAAUGAAUCUCUUUGAUUUGGGAGGAGUUUGCUUAAGGGUAGGAAUAGCCAUUACACCUCCUAAUGUACUGAUGGAAUCUUCAAGUGGUUCAAGUACAAUGCCAACAGCUGCAGCAGUCGCAGCUGCUACUGCUACAGCUAAAAUUCAAGCAAUGGAUGCUGUUGCUAGUAACGCUGUUGCGCUUGGAUUAACAAAAAUAGGAGACUCUGACUCACCUUAUCCUGAUAUUCCUCGUUCAAAUUCAUCUCCGACGGCGGCAUCAAUCGCUCCAGUGAUUCCUCCACCUGGAGUAGUUAUUCCACAAAUGUUAUCAUCACAACCGAUAGGUACUCAAUACCUUUCCGGACAAUCUGUUAUCAUCCCGCCACCGACAGUAGUAGCCCCGACAGCAAUUGGAACGUUAGUUGUACCAGUAACUAAUUCACCAACCGUUGACGCUACUAAACGAGCAAAAGAGCAAGCUCAUCAAAAACAGCAGGAAGAAUUGCAAAAAAAAUUACUUGAAGAGACUGAAGUACAGACGCUGCAGCAACAAGAAAAUUUAACCAUCAAAGGUCCAAGUGCUCGACAUUUAGUUAUGCAAAAACUUAUGCGUAGGAUUGAAUCGCGUGUAAUAGUACUCAAAAAUAUGACUUCACCUGAAGAUGUUGAUGAAUUACUUGAAGAAGAAAUUAAAGAGGAGUGCUCCAAGUACGGAGUUGUUAAUAAAGUUGUUAUUUACAAUGAGAGGCAGUCUGAAGAUGAUGACGCUGAAGUAAUCGUGAAAAUUUUUGUUGAAUUUUCAAACAUAAGUGAGGCUGAACGUGCAAAAAAUUCUUUGAAUGGUCGUUAUUUUGAUAAACGACUUAUCACCUGUGAAUUUUAUGAUCAAGCUUUGUACGAUUAUUCAGACUUUUCCGGUUAAAUUUAUCAGGAUUUAUUUAAUUUUCUGAAAUUAUUAUAAUUUUUAUAAAAAACACUUAAACACUACAUAUUUAAUAUUUUAUU
Messenger RNA from Cotesia glomerata, 2272 nucleotides. RefSeq names its product poly(U)-binding-splicing factor half pint-like. Gene Ontology annotation, cellular component: precatalytic spliceosome; catalytic step 2 spliceosome. The record is from RefSeq and is a predicted model, not a curated record. Bases 456 to 2189 code for a protein of 577 amino acids. Gene Ontology annotation, biological process: mRNA splice site recognition; alternative mRNA splicing, via spliceosome; regulation of alternative mRNA splicing, via spliceosome. The transcript has 3 exons. Lineage: Eukaryota; Metazoa; Arthropoda; Insecta; Hymenoptera; Braconidae. Gene Ontology annotation, molecular function: RNA binding.